AUGCAACAAAAAGCGCUGAUACGCAAUGAGGUGAUUUCAAACCAACGACAUGUGACAUUAUGGAAGAAGGUUCCACCGACCAGCCCGUCCAUCAGUCAAGACACCUUGCGGAAAUCUUCUUGUCUCUAUUCUCGACCACAAGAUAAUCUAGUUUCGGGUAUUGCCGAAAUCGGCAUUGGGUUUGCACUUGGCGUCCUUUGGAGUGAGUUCUUCAUUGCUUUCACAGGCUGUGGACCAACCAAUUUUUCGGAUACUCUUGAAAGAAUAUGCUACCAGGGCGUAAUUGUCUUGGCCGGAGUAGCACUCUUUAAUCGGAUUGUGACAGGUGGUAAGGAUUUGGAAAAGUCAGCGGAGGAUGUCUUUGGGCCACUGGAAUCCUUUACUUUGAUUCAAGUACAAAUUGCUGAGUAUUCCAGCGCAUUGGCAGUAGUUGGUGCCUUUGUGGCCUUGGGAUUUCAGUAUAGUCGAGGGGCAGAUAUUGAUGGCCUAUCAGGAAUUGAUGUGGCCAUGUGUCGGGCUAUUCGAGACCUGUAA
Molecule: messenger RNA, 534 nt
Organism: Cylindrotheca closterium
Lineage: Eukaryota; Bacillariophyta; Bacillariophyceae; Bacillariales; Bacillariaceae
Source: the annotation of a GenBank genome assembly